GCUCAGAAAGAUGCACAAGCGAAGCACCUGCGAAGGGGUGGUAGAACGCGUCAAUCUUCGACCUAUGCAUCAGGUUCUAAAGACGAUAGGGAUGGCUAUAAGCCGCCAAAAAUGAAAUCAAAUUUAAAGCUCAAAGUCAAACAAUUGGGUGAAGCUCCUACAGGUCCAGCUGCAUUCUUGAAUAGUUACGAUAGAGAACUCGAUUCUGAGGAUGAGGAUUUACACAUAGAGGAGCAAUUCAUUCUUAGAAUGCCCGAUAACGAUCCAGACACCGAUCGCUUAAGAGAAAUGGUACAGAAAAGGGACGUACAGGACGACGUUUGGUUUAAAUUUAAGGAUAGCAGGAGAGCACAGUUCCAUAUAGGCGAGAAAUUAAGGUCUGCAAAGUUGGUCGACUUACCAACUAUCAUUGAGUCUCAGAAGACCCUCGAUAAUAAGCAGAUGUUCAAGAUUGCAGAUAUUUGCCAAAUGUUAGUAGUAGGUGAUGAAAUACAACAAGAUGCACCAGAAAGUAAGAUCUUUAACACGAAUGAAUACGUAUGGCCACACGGUAUGACACCUCCUAUGAAGCAUGCACGUAAGAGGAGGUUUAGAAAGCGUGUUAAUCGUCAAACUAUCGAAACUGUUGAAGAGGAAGUCGAAAGACUAUUGACUCAGGACGCGAAGAGUGAAAAAGUGGAAUAUGAGGUCAUGGAUAGAGCAGCAUUCGAAGCUGAAUUAGCACAAGAAGAAUCUGAAGCUGGAACACCUUAUCCAUACCCAGACUACAAUACAUCCGCUACGCCACGUCUUGAUUCUGAUGCUGGCAGCAUGAUAGGCGACAGGGAGGAUGAUGAAGAUGAAGAUGAUGAAGGUGGUGACCUUGAUAUGGACUUGGCUGCUGAAAUCGACAAGGAAAUGGAGAAGGAGGGUAAAGAUGACGACGAUGAUGAUGAAGAUGAUGAAGAUGACAGUAGUAGUGAGGACGAAAUCGAAGAGGAGGAGGAAGAAGAGCAAGAAGGAAAUGUCGAUAACGUUACUAUGGAAUUGGCUAGAAGGGGUAAAUUACUUAAUGAAGAAAUUAGAGAUGUCGAAACUGCGCUCACGAAGAAGAGAGCGGAGACAGCUACGACAGCUAACCCUAUCAUUAAGAGGAGAUUUGAAGACGCGCUUCGUAAGUUGCAAGCAGAUCUCGACGCGAAGAAGCAGCAAUUGGAUGAUAUUCACGAAGAAAGAAGG
Messenger RNA from Wallemia mellicola CBS 633.66, 1218 nucleotides. RefSeq lists its product as hypothetical. Gene Ontology annotation, cellular component: transcription factor TFIID complex. Gene Ontology annotation, biological process: transcription initiation at RNA polymerase II promoter; RNA polymerase II preinitiation complex assembly. The transcript has 2 exons. Lineage: Eukaryota; Fungi; Basidiomycota; Wallemiomycetes; Wallemiales; Wallemiaceae. The annotation marks the transcript as partial. Gene Ontology annotation, molecular function: RNA polymerase II general transcription initiation factor activity. The record is from RefSeq and is a predicted model, not a curated record.